Megalobrama amblycephala (Wuchang bream) is the source of this 2724-nucleotide messenger RNA. Its product is annotated as aurora kinase A-like. Gene Ontology annotation, cellular component: cytoplasm. Bases 662 to 2371 code for a protein of 569 amino acids. Gene Ontology annotation, biological process: regulation of mitotic cell cycle; protein autophosphorylation; negative regulation of apoptotic process. Lineage: Eukaryota; Metazoa; Chordata; Actinopteri; Cypriniformes; Xenocyprididae. The record is from RefSeq and is a predicted model, not a curated record. The transcript is spliced from 10 exons. Gene Ontology annotation, molecular function: protein serine/threonine kinase activity; ATP binding.
UUAUUAUUCAAUUAUGAUAAUGACGGAUUUGGACACGAAUAAUUCCACGGAUUAUAAUACGAAUAAUUUAGAAAGAAUAAAUCUCAUAUGUAUUAAAUAAAACGUCAAAAUUAAGUUAUUAAAAGUAUUCAAUAAAUUGAUUAUUGUUUAGAUUCGAUGUGCGCUCACGCGCUCUGCUCACAAACGUGACUUCAGGUGUGCGUGCAUAUGAGCGAUUCAAAUGUUAGUUGCUAUAGCGACGCGUGUUAUGAAUUCUGUCUCAUAUAAACACACUGGAACCAGAUCGCAUCUGUUGAUGAUUGAGAGGCGAAGUGAAUUCAGAGACUUUUGCAUUUCUUGAGAUUGAAGCUGUUCGGAGGAUUGCUGAGAGGAGACUUUUAUUCUAGAAGGAGAGCGGAGGAGAUUUCUGUUACACAGUUUUAUUUAUUUCCAAAGAAUUCAUAUUAUUUCUGAGGACACUUUUAUUUUAUUGUUCUUUUAAUUUUAGAAGGAGUUUGGAGUUUCAGUUAUUUCUUUUUUUUUAGCUUUUUUUUUUUCUUUUCUUUUUUUUUUUUUUUUUUUUUUUUUUUUUGAGGAUUAUUUCUGAGGAGAGUUGAAUUUUAUUCUUUUUUAUUUGUGUUGUAUUUAGUAAGUUAUUGUUUUUAUUGCAGUUUUGAAGAGGAUGUCAAUGUCUCACGGGGGUGAAAGAGGAGCCUCAGGCCGCUCCAGAUCCAGGAGAGCUGCUUCCUCUCAGACGGCUGGUCAGGAGGUUUGGAGACCCGGUUCUGAUGACCGGAAUCAGGAUCCGCUGCCAGACCUGACCCAGACACUGAGCCAGGAGAUAUCUGGAUAUUUAACACCUCUGCCGUCAGAGUUUUCUGUUUUUGUGUCCACAGGUCAGGAUCAGUGGAGGAGGAAGCGGCAGAGCAGCAGCCAGCAGAGCCCAGAUGAUGGACGUCCGUCCACUCCAUUUAAAAGACUUGAUAAAAGCUCUCACAGAGCCUCCGGCCACUCCAGAUCCACUCAGACAGAUUCUUCACUGGACGUCAUGUCUGCAUCAUGUCUGUCCCUCUCUGAGGACAAUGUAGAGAGGCGGUCAUGCAGAGAGUUGUUGAGCCUCAGCAGCAGAGGCUCGUACAGCGUCAUAUGGAGGUGGAGUGGUGAUGGAUCAGAUCGCCCAAACCAACAGGGCAACCGGCGUUUGUCCAGGUCCGACAGCCUCGAGGAGUGGAUGUGCCCUCCGCUGCCGGGUCAAGUUCCUGUCGGGCCGCCAGAGACUUCAAAUGGCCGAACUGCUCAGGGUGCCAUGGAGGAGGCUUCACCUGUGAACAAGAGCUCAACAGAAAAACCUACAAAAUGUCGGAAGAGGAAAGGAUUUGGUUCUUUCUUCCGGAGGCUGUGUAAGGCUAUGAAGAGUCCUUUCGGUUGCUGUUUCCACAGUAGUGCUGUGGAUGUUGUGGAGCCUUUUGUCCUUCCAGCAGAUCUGGAGUCAGAGCCUGAUCCUGAACCGUCACCUGCUCCAGAUCACUCCGCCGUCAAGACAAAUAACGAGCCCUUUGAGUCUCUCUAUAACGCGGGAGAGAUGAUUGGAUCUGGAGGAUUUGGCAGGGUGUUCGAGGGAACACGCAAAUUUGGCGCCAAAAAGGUUGCCAUCAAGUGGAUUCGCAAGACUGACAACAAUCGUUACCUUGAUAUUCCUGGGCAUCCCAAACCUCUCGUUACAGAAGUGGCGCUGCUGCUGAUGAUGAGGCGAGAACCCAUCAGCCCCUACAUCAUACAACUAUACGAGUGGUUUGAACAUCCUCGAAAAUUCACUCUGGUCAUGGAGUUCCCUGAACCCUGCGAGAGCUUGCUGGACUUCAUCAUUCGCCAUCCUCAACUGGACGAAACAACAGCACGGGUCAUCAUGCCACUGGCUGUGCUGGCAGUACAACACUGCAUUGAGCACGGUGUUUUUCAUAAUGACGUCCAUGCGCAGAACUUCCUGUUGAAGAAAAACACGUUAGAGCUGAAGCUGAUAGACUUUGGCUGCGGUCAGCUGUUUAGCAGCGAUGGCUACGAGAGGGACAUAUACCGUGGAGUGCUGGAUUACUGCCCACCUGAAGCCUUGACAGACUCUCGAUUCCACGCCGUCCCAGCGAAUGUCUGGUCUCUAGGAGUGUUGCUGUAUGAGAUGGUGAACGCAUGUUCUCCUUUUCAGGACAGAGUGGAAAUCACACGAGCCAAAGUCACAUUUCAGAACUCCAGCUUAUCCAAAGAAUGCAGAGAUCUGAUUGGCCAGUGCCUAACCCGGGAUCCAACUAAACGGCCGACGUUAGAGCAGAUGUUACAACACAAAUGGAUUAGAAAUUAUGUAGAUUGGAGAAGUUCAGGAGAUUCUCUGGAUCAGUGAUUACAGGAAAUAACAGACUUGCUGUCCUCGGUGGAGGGCUUGAACUCGAGACUCGACUGAAGCCUGAAGUCCAACCCCAACCUGACAGGAACUCAGAGCCGCCGCACCAGAGACUCAGAGCCUGUCCACGUCUGAGAAGAACUUGAGAGACGACAAGACUGGAGAGAAUCAUCAAGUCAUCACAGACGCACUUGCUUUGUUUUUAAACGUCAAGACGAGUCAUCUUUAUUUAUAUAGUUCCUUAUGUAUGACCCAGUCUGUUUAUGACUGUUUAUGUAUAUAUGUAUAUAAAAUCUCUAUAUGACCCCUUUGAAUAAAUGUUUUUAGUUGCAUAAAUGCUACAUGGUUGCAAA